UCCCAGCUGCAGCAGCCACACACACACAGACACACAGAGGGCAUUUACAGACUGCUGCACAAACUCCAGCACAGCAGACACAAACCAAACGCACCUGAACAACAACAUGGACCUGCACAGGACCAGUAUACUAAACCAGAUGGAUUACAGUCGCGACUCUAAGGAAGGAAAGCCGGGGGCUCCGUCCACAGAGGAGCGUCUGGACAGCGGCUUGGACUCUCUGAAGGAGGAGGAGUACCAGGCGGUGGCGGCCGAGAUCCGGCUACUGAAGCUGGACUGUGAGCCUCCACAACACCGACAACAAGCUGCCUCUGUCACCGGAGAACCGUGCGAGUGGAAGACACAGAUCACGGAGGACGGAGACACGCUGCUCCACCUAGCCAUCAUCCACGAGGCCAAGGACUACAUCAGAACUAUUAUAGACCUGUCCAAGAACACAGACUUCCUCAACACACAAAAUGACCAGAGACAGACUCCCCUCCACUUAGCGGUAAUAACGAACCAGGCGGACGUGUGUCAGCGCCUCCUGGUAUCCGGCUGCGACCUCACGCUCGUGGACGACAGCGGGGACACCCCUCUUCACAUCGCCUGUCGCCACGGUAACCUGCUGUGCUUCAGCGUCCUCACACAGAACUAUCAGCCAGAGCAUCUACACACGGUGAUGGCGGCCUGCAACUAUCAUGGUCAGAACUGCAUCCACCUGGCCUCGGUUCAGGGUUUCCUGUCACUGGUGGAGAACAUGGUGGAUCUAGGAGCUGAUAUUAAUGCAAAGGAACAGCGUAACGGUCGCAGUGCGCUCCACCUGGCCGUGGACCAGCAGAAUCUGUCGCUGGUCAAACUGCUGCUGAAGAAAGGAGCAGACCCCAACCUCCUGACCUCCGGAGGCCACACCCCCUUCCACCUCACCUACGGUCGCAGCAACGACGACAUCAGGAAAGAACUGUACUCGCUGACCAAGCCCGACCUGAGGGAGCUGCCCGACAGCGAAUCGGACGACAGCGAGGAAGAGGAGGACGAGGAGUCCGAUGAGGAGGUGGGCUAUGAUGAUAUCCAGUGGAAUGGACACUAGCAGGAAACAAGAGAGGGAGAGAGAGGAAGUUACAGAGGCAGGAGGCUGUGAUUAUGACGGUGAAAAAAAGGACAAGAGAAACGGCUCGGCACGUCUAAUACUUCAUGCGAUGACGUCGCACGAGCCCGACAGCGUGUGUGAAACAGCGCGGGCGUGGCCGAAAACCGAUGGACGAGCAGCCGCAAAGGAGAAUCAGAGACUUUGAUGAGUCCGCUCCAGGCUGCGGGAGAGCAAAACACGCCGAGAUGUGAAUACAUGACGUAUUAUGAUGAGAGGAUUGCUGUAUGAUGAUGAGGAUUGCUUGUAUUCUGUGGAAAUCAUUUGUCACUAAAAAAGAAAAAAACAUCCAACCACACAGAUGUACCUUCAACAGCUCUGUUGUAUGAUAUUGUAAAUGCUGUGUAUACAAAGAUGUAUUUUUUAUGGAAGCUGUGAAUGUGUACAGUUGAGCAGGUUGUAUAUGUCAAGACAGCAAACAGUCCAGCACACUCCAGUUAAAUUAAAGACACUCAUAUUUAACAGUAAAAAA
This is a messenger RNA of Sebastes umbrosus (honeycomb rockfish), 1598 nucleotides long. It is a transcript of the gene nfkbiab, whose product is annotated as nuclear factor of kappa light polypeptide gene enhancer in B-cells inhibitor, alpha b. Gene Ontology annotation, molecular function: protein binding. Lineage: Eukaryota; Metazoa; Chordata; Actinopteri; Perciformes; Sebastidae. The coding region runs from base 107 to 1069 and encodes 320 amino acids. The transcript has 6 exons. The record is from RefSeq and is a predicted model, not a curated record.